AUGCCUUCUCCGAUGACCGUGUUUACUUUUUUGGCUAUUUGCAUUGCCUUAUCUGUAGCUGGACCUCUUCCUUAUAAGCAGGACGGUAGUGGUCAUGGAGAGGCCACUAGCUAUGCUGUUGUAACCCAACACAAUGACAAGGGAAGUGGUUCGGCAAAAUACGGUAAAUCUGACGUCCAUUCUGGACAUGGUGAUGAUCAUUCGGGAGAUUAUUACAGCUAUCCUAAAUAUGAUUUCGCCUAUGGUGUUGAGGACUCGAAAACCGGUGAUAUCAAAGAACAACAGGAAUCCCGAGAUGGAGAUAAAGUACAAGGAAGCUAUUCUCUCAAGGAAUCCGAUGGCACAACUCGUCUAGUGACAUAUACUUCCGAUAAGAAGAGCGGUUUCGAGGCUACGGUUCAUAAAAUUGGUCAAGCCAAUGCCGGAUCCGGUUAUAAGCAUGGUCAUUAAAAACGAUACAUAUAUUGUUGGAAUUUUGGUUCAUAAUGUGAAAAGAGGAACAUCUAAAUGUCGAGUUAAAUAAAUUGAAAAUAUU
Molecule: messenger RNA, 535 nt
Organism: Musca domestica (house fly)
Lineage: Eukaryota; Metazoa; Arthropoda; Insecta; Diptera; Muscidae
Product: adult-specific cuticular protein ACP-20-like
Exons: 2
Coding region: 1-450 (149 amino acids)
Cellular component (GO): extracellular matrix
Source: RefSeq, a predicted model, not a curated record